GGGCUCGGCGCUGCUCCUCCCCUCAGGCCGGGGCGGCGGGACGGGGCUGCCGGCCGGGACGGGCCCUCAGGGAUGCUCCGGGAUAAACAGCGAAGGGCCAUGAGGCAGAGAAUCCCUCCUUGCUUGGGAAGGUGGGGAGGAGAAGCGGAGGCGGCCUGGGGUCCUGGACCGCAGGAGUAGAGGGAACGGUGGGUUAGAAGAUGGAGAGAGAAGAGAAGGCCGUUCUUCCAUAAGCUGGCCUCCGUCCCAGUGCCCCGAUCUUCUCUGCGUGUUACAAAGUCCUCCCUCCUCAGCACGUGGUGGGAUAAAUCUAGUUUUACUGCGGUACUCGCUGGGUUGUGUUCCAUAGGAGAUGGCUUCGGUACCUGGUCUGGAUAAUAUUUUGAAUGAACGGCGGGGACUCCAUUUCCUCAAAAAAUGCUGUUGAAUUUCCUCACUGCACCAACCUUCCAGGCUAUUCUGGCAGCAGCUUUUGGGGGUUAUUUCUCCACUUACAUCAGCCUCGUGUACCUGAUUCUGUUCCGGUCUCCCAAGAUCAUGUUUCGGUACUGAUGAGUCCUGAUGAGUCCAAGACACAGCUUUGCAAUGCCAUUUCCCAAUGGAUGAUAGGCACGCUACCAACCCCAGGAAGCUACACUAGCUGGGACUAUUCCCAGUUGGAACUGGAAAAAUUCAAGAUGAAAAUUUGCUGUCACCAAAGGAAUAGUUGGAAGAAUACUGGUAUUCCUUCAAAAUGACAAGCAGUCUGAAGAAGACUGGUAAGCACUCUGCACAAGGAUGUGAGAUAAAAAUAUGUUCACAAAGACGUGCGGCCAGCAAGUGGAUGUGUCACAGAAACUAUGGCUUUCAUUUGAAGUAUUCAUUGCUGACCUCUUUGUCUUGUUCCUAUUACUGAGAAGUUUGUUAAGUUUGGGAUUUUUUGAACAAUUUGUCAGAUGACAUGAGAAAGGAGUUUUUCCUAAACCAUUCAGAAAGAAUUCCUCGAAGUCAUCAGUGGUCCUCUCAUUUUCUAAGUCUGAUCUUGCUAAUUUCAAUCACGUGUCCCACAAGCAUCUUCUACACUCCCCUUGUUGUUUAUGGAUUCUCGCUCAUUGCAGGACAUCAUUCCACAGGCAACACUCGCUGUCUGUAUUGUACUCUCCAGCCAAGAUACAGCAGGCAUUUCCCUUAAAAAAGAAGUGAAGAAUGUGGCACAGAAAAAUGAUAAUUAACUUUGACUUAUGCAGCAAGUGCUUAACUAUUGUGAAGAAUUUUGUAUUUUUAACGUUUCUGGGAGGGAAAGGGUGUAAUAUUUAGAAACUAGUUCCCAGCUCGCACAUCUAUGUAAUGUGAUUCAUUUUGGAAAUAAAAGCAGAUGAAAAUCUGAGUCUCUGAAGAUUUAAAUCUUGUCAGUCUGAAAGAAAGCUAAAUUGUUUUCAUGGGUCAGCAGACAGGCUGUUCCCACAAUUCAUUCAUUCAUUUACUGCUGAAGUAAUCCAUUACUUCAGCUCCAAGAUUAAACAACCGGUAGUGAUAACCUGUCAUCAGGGAUCGUGUCAGUAUGUCGAGCUUUGUGUAGAACACGGGAAAACUUGUAAUCGAAAUCGAGACAGGAACUGAAACAUGGACAAGCUUCUAGCAAGUACCAACCUCACCAAACAAGGAAAGUCUUCCAAGUCCAAACAGGUAUUGGAUUCCCUGACGAGGCGAAGGGGAAGACGGACUGCUAGAAUCUAAUAUUUCAGACCUCCACACCCAAGAUGCAAAGCUUGAAAAGGAUAAGAAGCAAAGUGUUUGGAAGCAGUUUCAACAUAUGCUUCAAACUAGAAGACUAAAAAUAGCGCCUCAUCCUAGGGAGGUGAUGCAGUGUUCGGAGAAGGACGGAAGAUGACGUGAUAGAUGAGCACCAGAAUGAAUACAAAUAGGAGAAAUGCGAAGCCAUUUAGAUAAGGGAGAGCAUAAUGCCCAGCAUCUUUGCCCAGAAGCAUUCUGCAAUUCUGAGAAGAUUUCAGGUGGCGGCAGCUGAAAUCCUCUGGAUCCUUGGUGCGCCGACACAGCAGCAACAGGAGGACCCUCCACUAAACAGGAGGAUUUUGUUCAUCCCUCAGGCUUUUAGUAGGGCCAUGGAGGAUCAAGUAGUCCAAGAAGAACCAGGAUACCAGGAUGAUGAGGAAUCCUUUUUUCAGGACAUUGACCUGCUACAGAAGCACGGAAUUAACGUAGCAGAUAUUAAAAAACUGAAGUCAGUUGGGAUCUGCACUAUCAAGGGAAUCCAGAUGACCACAAGACGGGCACUGUCCAAUGUAAAAGGGCUUUCAGAAGCCAAAGUGGACAAGAUUAAAGAAGCAGCAAACAAGCUCAUUGAACCAGGCUUCCUCACCGCCUUUGAGUACAGUGAAAAACGUAAGAUGGUAUUUCAUAUUACUACUGGCAGCCAGGAAUUUGAUAAACUUCUGGGUGGUGGGAUUGAAAGCAUGGCAAUCACUGAGGCCUUUGGAGAAUUCCGGACAGGCAAAACACAGCUAUCUCACACCCUUUGUGUGACAGCUCAGCUUCCUGGACCAAAUGGCUACACAGGUGGAAAGAUUAUCUUCAUUGAUACUGAAAACACUUUCCGACCAGACCGUCUUCGUGACAUUGCUGAUCGCUUCAAUGUUGACCACGAUGCAGUACUUGACAACGUGCUGUACGCACGUGCAUAUACCAGUGAGCAUCAGAUGGAAUUGCUUGACUAUGUAGCAGCCAAGUUCCAUGAGGAAGCUGGUAUCUUCAAGCUAUUGAUCAUUGACUCCAUAAUGGCACUUUUCCGUGUGGAUUUCAGUGGUCGUGGAGAGUUGGCUGAACGACAACAGAAACUAGCUCAGAUGCUGUCAAGGCUCCAAAAAAUAUCAGAAGAAUAUAAUGUGGCCGUGUUUGUGACCAACCAGAUGACUGCUGAUCCAGGAGCAACUAUGACCUUUCAGGCGGACCCAAAAAAGCCCAUUGGGGGCCACAUCCUUGCUCAUGCUUCGACUACCAGGAUUAGUCUGAGGAAAGGGAGAGGGGAGCUGCGUAUUGCCAAGAUAUACGACAGCCCUGAGAUGCCUGAAAACGAAGCCACAUUUGCAAUAACCGCUGGAGGGAUUGGGGAUGCCAAAGAAUAGGCAGAAAAACAAUGUAAAUGCACAGCUCAAAAACACCUGGGCAGUUCAGAAGAAGAUUUGUGCAAGGUCACCGACUGCCUGGCUGCAUUUCUAUCUUUUGGGAACUUUUUGAGAUAUUCUGGGAGAACACUGCGAUGAACUCUGUACAGUUCGGUUUUAUUGAUCUUAAUAGAAUUUGGUUCAUUCGGGAUCUUCAUUUUUCAACUAAACUUUCAGCAGACCAAGAUUUAAGAAAUAAGCAUGUGAAUUGUUCAAAGAAUCCUUUUCCUAUAUUUUCUGAAAAUCAAAGCUGUCCUUUCACAUGAGAUUAAUAUACUCUUUUUUAGUUUCUUUCAAAGAGAGUGUCUAUGCGGUGGAAUUUAAUAGUGCGAAAUGGAACAGAAUUGGAAUAAACUCAGUUAUAAAAUUGACAUAAAUAGAUGGAAAAGGCAGUAGCAGCCCAAGAACUCGGUGGACUCUCAUGUACCGUAGAGAAGCAAGUUACUUUAAAAAUAUAUUUUUAGGCAUUUUUAUCUUGACUAGAUAAUUUUUGUAUUUUUAUUUAGC
Chroicocephalus ridibundus (black-headed gull) is the source of this 3668-nucleotide messenger RNA. It is a transcript of the gene DMC1, whose product is annotated as DNA meiotic recombinase 1. The transcript has 23 exons. Lineage: Eukaryota; Metazoa; Chordata; Aves; Charadriiformes; Laridae. The record is from RefSeq and is a predicted model, not a curated record. Gene Ontology annotation, cellular component: nucleus; condensed nuclear chromosome. Gene Ontology annotation, biological process: DNA repair; DNA strand invasion; DNA recombinase assembly. Bases 1941 to 3122 code for a protein of 393 amino acids. Gene Ontology annotation, molecular function: ATP-dependent DNA damage sensor activity; single-stranded DNA binding; DNA strand exchange activity.